Messenger RNA from Syzygium oleosum, 1564 nucleotides. RefSeq names its product DNA damage-repair/toleration protein DRT100-like. The coding region runs from base 206 to 1294 and encodes 362 amino acids. The record is from RefSeq and is a predicted model, not a curated record. The transcript has a single exon. Gene Ontology annotation, molecular function: protein binding. Lineage: Eukaryota; Viridiplantae; Streptophyta; Magnoliopsida; Myrtales; Myrtaceae.
GGGCAAAAUCGUCAGGAGACACGGAUAGUAUAUAUAUAAGCCUAUAUAAUCUAUGUCAAGUCCUUAUGUCCCGAACAUCAAUCUUCAGCUUUCACUAGUUCACUAGCACUCGGUUGAUCUUCCCUCUGUUUUCCUCUGUACUCCUGAACAAAAGAGGCAUCACAGUAGAUAGCUAGAAGAACAGAGAAUUGGGUUGCAAGAGAGGAUGAGUCUUCUUCAAGUAAUUUUUGUUGCGUCGUUACUUGUUGCGCUCACUGCCGCCUGCCCGCCGUCGGACCAGGCGGCGCUGCUCUCCUUCAAAGCAGCGCUCCACGAGCCCUACCUUGGCAUCUUCAACUCCUGGACCGGCCCUGACUGCUGCCACAACUGGUACGGCAUCAGCUGCGACCCCGAAUCCCGUCGCGUCGCAGACAUCAACCUCCGGGGCGAGUCCGAGGACCCCAUCUUCGAGAGGGCCAAGCGGACCGGCUACAUGACCGGCACGAUAUCUUCCGAGAUAUGCAGGCUCGAGCGCCUCUCCAGCCUCACCAUCGCCGACUGGAAGGGCAUCUCUGGCGAGAUACCCGCCUGCCUCGCCUCAUUGCCGUACCUCCGGAUCCUGGACCUCAUUGGGAACCGCCUGUCGGGCGAGAUUCCGGCGGACAUCGGGAGGCUGAAGCGGCUGACGGUGCUCAACGUGGCGGAUAACAUGAUAACGGGUCGGAUCCCCAGCUCCCUGGCGGGCCUGUCGAGCUUGAUGCACCUCGACUUGAGGAAUAACCGGAUCUCGGGUCCGCUGCCCCAAGAUUUUGGAAAGCUGAGGAUGUUGAGCCGGGCCCUUCUGAGCGGGAACCAAAUAACCGGGUCGAUCCCGGCAUCCAUAUCCCAAAUAUACCGGUUGGCGGAUCUGGACCUGUCCUCAAACCGGCUCUCCGGCCAAAUCCCACCUUCCCUCGGUAAUAUGCCGGUCCUCGCCACGCUGAACCUGGAUAACAACCAAAUCUCGGGGGCGAUCCCGGCGAGCCUGAUCAACUCGGCGGUGAGCAACCUGAACUUGAGCCGGAACUCCAUCCAGGGCCCGAUACCCGACGUGUUCGGGCCGAGGUCGUACUUCACGGUGCUGGACCUUUCCCACAACAACCUGCAGGGGCCGAUCCCAAAGUCAGUAUCGGCGGCAUCGUUCAUCGGGCACAUGGACUUGAGCCACAACCACCUGUGCGGGCAGAUCCCGGCGGGAUCGCCGUUCGACCACCUCGAAGCCUCGUCGUUCCAGCACAACGACUGCCUCUGUGGGAAGCCACUAAAGGCUUGUUAGGACAAAUUAUGAGAAUUUGGGCUGCAAUUUGGUGGGAACAGUGAACAUGGAGCUUGCACAAAAUGUCGGUGAGACGAUAUGAUGCUAGCAUGAUUUCGUAUUAAAUUACGGUGUUAAUGAUUGAGAAUAUGAAGAUCUUCAUGCACGUAAAUGCUGCAUGAAAUUAAUAAUAGCGAUGAUGUCUUUUAGAGGAGGUUGUUGUGUAAUUCGGGGGGAGCCACUGCAAUUGCUGGUAAUGCAAUGAAUGAUCCAAUGAUGUUACGUCGACAA